Messenger RNA from Naumovozyma castellii, 2664 nucleotides. It is a transcript of the gene SVL3, whose product is annotated as Svl3p. The transcript has a single exon. The coding region runs from base 1 to 2664 and encodes 887 amino acids. The record is from RefSeq and is a predicted model, not a curated record. NCBI's taxonomy places the organism in Eukaryota, Fungi, Ascomycota, Saccharomycetes, Saccharomycetales, Saccharomycetaceae.
AUGUCUUCAUUGAGAGUUUUAACUUUGGGUAACAACCCAAAUAUCCCACUGUAUACUUCCAGAUUCCAAGCAGCAAAAAGUGUUGAACUAUUCCACGUAAGUGAUUCCGAAUCAAAUGUUUUCCAAUUGGAAACCUUCCGUAAUGGAACUGAACAAUUUGAAGUGGCUAAUCAUUUUACCUCUUUGGAUUCUCUUGCCUCCAGCUUAGAAGGCCAAGAAAACUGCUUCUUCGAUUUGGUCAUUUUGAGCGCCUCUUCAUUGCAAGAACUAUCAUCUGUCGUAUCCAAAUUAGGUCCCUUAAUAAAUACCAACACCAAGAUGUUUUUAGAAAGUAGUGGGUUUGUUCAAUUGGAACCAUUCGUUAAGAUGUCUAUGGAUUCAUCCCAAUUGAGUGUCUUCAGUAUCAUUUCCGACUUUGAUAUUCGUGAAAUUGCUCCAAAUAGAUUCAAACAAUUCCCAACGAAUAACUCAUCUGUUAAUGGUGCUACCAUUUAUCUGGGAGAUAGCAGUGCCAGUAAGAUUCAACAACAGCAAUCCGGCUUUUCUCAUAAAUAUCCGAAAAACAUUUGUGGUCUUUUAGACACUUUCAAGAGAUUAUUCCAAAAAUUAUUCCCUAAGGAAACUAUUGACUUGUGUAAUUACUCAUCUUUAGAGUUCCUAUCUCAGCAAUGGACCUUUGCCAUUCCUCACAUAUGUUUUGAUCCAUUAUUAAUAAUGCUAGAAGAAACUGAUCCAAAUAAUUUACACAAUCAAAUUCUUGCCAAACCAUUAAUAUCAGGUCUAGUCACUGAAACGGUUACUGUGGCCAAGAAUAUGGGUGUCAAAUUACAAAAUAAUUUGGAUAAUGAGAAUAGUUUGUUACAAUACUGGCAAAACCAAUACCAAUCUGACGAUGAAACACCUGCAUUAGUGUACCAUUUCCUUCAUAAGACAGCACCAUUGAAUAUUGACUUGGUUGUCUUGCAAAUUAUCUUACUGGCUGAUGAUUUCAGUAUCAAGACACCAUAUUUAGAAUUUUUAUAUUCUUUAUUAUGUCAAUAUCAGAAAUUGAAUGAUGGAACAUCUAAAUGGUUUAUGAGGAAACAAGAUACUUCCAAAUCAGAUUCCAAGUUAAUUUCAUUGGAAAAUGAAAAUUCCAGAUUGAUGGAUACGCUCCAUGAAAAGGAGGAAAUUGUGAAGAGUUUACAGAACAAGGAAUAUAAUUACAAGGGAACUAUCGAAAAUUCACAAAAUCAAUUGACAAAUCUCAAUGAGCAAUUAAGCACGAAUGAUAGACAACAUCAAGAAGAGGUUCGUAGAUUGGAAGCUAAAUUGCAAAACACAUCCCUAAACGUGUCAAAUAACUCUCCAAGCAGACAAAUGCAAACAGCAUCUUCAGCAGUGCAACAAUUGAAGCAAGAUGAAUAUAAAGUUACCGGAACACCAAAUCUCAAAGACCUAGAGGAUUUUGCCGUUCAUAAUGUCAAUUAUGGUGAAUCACCAUCUCACCAACAACAAUUACAACCUCCCCAUUCUCAAUCCCAAUCACAAUCCUCUCUUGCAGGACAAACAUCAUCGCACAGAUCCGGCUCUUCAGAUACCAGUUUUGAUAACGAUACAACGUUGAAGGAACGUGAGUUAGAAUUACGGAAGAAGGAGUUAGAAUUACAAGAACGUGAAUUAGAAAUGCAAAAAAGAGCCAUGCAACAACAACAAUUUCAACAACAGGCAAGGUAUUCAAAGAUGCCUAAUGGUGCAAUGAAUCAAUCAUUGCCACCAUUGCAGCAACAACCUCCACCACAAAUGAUGAACUCAAAUAAUAGGAAAUCAUCAUAUCCACAAUUACAACAACCUUCCAAUAUACGUACUAAUAGAUCAAUGCAUGGUAUCCCUGCAUCUGCGGGCAAUUUUGUCGAUCCCAUUUCUUCAGGUGGUAGAUCUCAUAGCAACAAUAAUAUAGCUGGCUAUGGUCAACAACAAAUGCCCUUACAAAAUCCAACAAUAACGCAACAACAACAUGGACAUUCCAUCAAACCAACAAGCAGGAAGAAUAGAAAUAGUAAUAUGCCUAACCUUGGUUAUGCAUCCAGUAUGGGGUUCAAUAAUUUUGUGAGACCAUCCACGAAUGGUAACUCGAGCCAAAGUCGUUUAAAUUCCAUGUCAAGCUUCAACCCUGGCCCUCAAUACCAAAAUAAUAACCCUAGGGGCAUGCCACCUCAACAAAUGGUUAAUUCGUCAUCGAGAAUGAGUAUGCCUCUGUCUACUAAGCCAAGCAAUUUCAGUAUGAAUGCUAACAAGCAACAACAGAUGGAUACACAAAGACAAUUUAGUUCAAGUACUACCAUAGACCACAGUGAAAGUAAUCCAAAUAUGUCAACGAACUCUGUUCUGCAUAAUAACAUGCAAUACCAGAAUGAGUACCAAAACGGGAACGGGAAUCAAAACCAAAUGAAUGUGAAUACUAAUACUAAUAACAAUAAUGGGAACGGACCUUCAACACCAGAAAUCCAACAACAUCCACAAGUGCCUCAAAUUACUGUAUUUGGCUCAUCACCUGCGCCAACCACUUCCACUCAAGGUACAUACGAAACUACGGAUGGAGACGAUUCCAAUGCCACAGAGGAGAAAAAGGGCGGUAAGAAGAAAAAGAGAUUUGGUUUAUUUAAGAAAAAGAAUAAGAAAUGA